This is a messenger RNA of Necator americanus (New World hookworm), 825 nucleotides long. RefSeq lists its product as uncharacterized. NCBI's taxonomy places the organism in Eukaryota, Metazoa, Nematoda, Chromadorea, Rhabditida, Ancylostomatidae. The transcript is spliced from 8 exons. Gene Ontology annotation, molecular function: oxidoreductase activity, acting on a sulfur group of donors, disulfide as acceptor. Bases 1 to 825 code for a protein of 274 amino acids. The record is from RefSeq and is a predicted model, not a curated record.
AUGUACGGCUACAGCACUGCCCUUAUUACAGUUGUUUUCUACUCUGAUUAUGCGCUGUCUGCAUAUCACAACAAUCACUAUGGACAUCAGUACAAUGCAAAAAUGGCUGCCUAUCCAGUUAAAGCCUACCAGACUUAUUAUCCAUCAUCACCUUCACACCAUUACACCAAUCAACCAACACAUCAUUACUGCAACAUCCCGCCAGAUCUCUGGUGCGAUAGCCCCCAGUCAGCACAACAAUGCGGAGUGCAACGGCAAUGCGACGCGUUACGGUUUCACAAACGGCGACCGAUUAAGAUCACUUUGAUCUACGAGGCAUUAUGUCCAUAUUGCCAAAAAUUCAUCUCCAAUCAACUCGGUAGUCUGUACCAACAAUAUAGGGACCAAAUAGAAUUGGAAUUGGUGCCUUGGGGAAAUUCUCGGAUUUUGCGGGAUGGAUCAUUCUCUUGCAACCACGGAAAAAAAGAAUGUGAUGCAAAUCGGCUUCAAUCUUGUGUGAUUGACAUUUUCAAGUCCUCCGGCGCUUUGCCGUUUAUCGUCUGCUUCGAGCGGAUCAUCCAUCACAACAGCGUCGAACAGGCGAUGCAUGCCUGUUCCGCAUUUAUUCGUAGUCAGUAUCGUCAAAUUCGUCUUUGCUAUGACGGGGACCGAGGUACACAAUUACAACGAAUAGCCGCUCACAAAACGAUGACCACAAAACCGCACCCAAUUUUAGAGGUCCCGUAUCUUCUCAUCAACGACUAUACACCUUCAGUUGACAACAAUAAUCUCAACGUGAUGAUACUCCCACAGUUACUCAACAAAUGGUUAAAGUUAUACUCAUAA